UUGUGCGAAACAUGUAUGACAUCAUUGAUGAACAAUAAGGUGUCAAACAUUUGGCGCAAAUCAAUGACCGUUAAGUUGGGAAUCAAUUAACAGUUUAGUGAAGUUAACUCUCAAGACAUGAAUUGCUUUAAUUUGGAUCAACUGUUGGCUCAUUUCGACCAAAAGAUAUCACUUAUCAAUGAGUUGUUCCCAUUGAGUCAAUUGUACGACAAUGAGAGUAAUGGUAACGACAACAACAAUGAAUGGCAAAGAAAUGUGAUUAACACUCACAACAGUUCAUACGAUUAUUAUCAACAAAUGGCUUACAAGAAACCAGAUCUCAAAGAAAUGUCACAAAUGGUGAUUGAAAUGAAGGCUAUGACUCAAGAAAUUAAAUCACUUCUUAGACAAGAAAAACAAAAAAUGCUUUAUUUUAAUAACAAAUAUCACAACGAUUUGGAUAUAAUUGGCAGACAUUGUGUUCAUAUCAAUGACAAUAUACCGACAUUUCUGCAAAAGAAUGAACAAAAUAAAGGCAAAAUCAACGAAAACCAAUCAACAAAACGACAGCCCAUUAAAAGUAACAAUCAGUCAAACAACCGGUCAGUUGUCUCUAAAGUGAUGCCAAAAGCCAACAAUAAAGUGAUGACAAAGAGUAUGACAAAUAUUAAGACUACACAAGAAUCAAGAAUUGGUGGCAAAAGUAUCACAAAGAAAACGGUCAUUAAAGAGACCAAAUGCUUACAAACGCCGAAUAUUUCUUUUAUUACAACUGAAGAAUUUGAAUCUAUUCCACAAUAUAUAUUGGGACGUCUUUCCUAUGAAGUGAUGAACAGAACUGUUGCUGACUUUAACCGAACAAUUGCAGCAAAAUAUAAGAUUAUUGCCAACUAUUCGACCAAAUAUUCAGAUGAAGAUAUGAGAAGAUAUUCUCACUUUAAAGAGCAAGAAAAUAGUGAAACUGAUGGCGAAUUUUUUUGUACAAUCAAUGAUUUGAAAGACUUCAGUGAUCUUAAAGUAGAAUUAACUAUUCGUAAGACACUUACAUGUCUUCGACACUGCAAACGAAUUAAAGAGAUUCGCGGAAAUCCAUCCAAACUUAUUAGAUAUGCCAUCGUUAAGGAUAGUUGUUCUCUCGAUUUUAACGAUUAUCAGUAAUAUUUAAUAAUAAUACUGUAUUUUACAUAUUUUUUA
Molecule: messenger RNA, 1173 nt
Organism: Oppia nitens
Lineage: Eukaryota; Metazoa; Arthropoda; Arachnida; Sarcoptiformes; Oppiidae
Product: spindle and kinetochore-associated protein 1-like
Exons: 4
Coding region: 118-1137 (339 amino acids)
Biological process (GO): regulation of microtubule polymerization or depolymerization; mitotic cell cycle; chromosome segregation
Cellular component (GO): mitotic spindle; spindle microtubule; outer kinetochore
Molecular function (GO): microtubule binding
Source: RefSeq, a predicted model, not a curated record